CAUAGACACUCGCGCACCCGUGGCAGAAAGCUGAAGCGCAUCGCAGAAGCCGAAAAAAGUCGUUUUUCCCGCUUCCCGCGCUUGAACUGGAGCACGUUUGUUUUUAAAAUGUCCGCCUCCGGGAGUUCUAACGUGAGAGGCCCUUCGCAACCGGACCGUAUAAACGCUGCCUUGAGUAGAUACCCGUUGGAGAGAAGAUGUGGAGAACUUGCAAUACUACUUCAAGAACUCUCUCUGAAGGAGAUAGAGCAGUAUCUCCCAAAUAUCGUCGAGCACAUAUUUGGGUUCAACUGCCAAGUCGGAUGGGGCCUGUGUUCCCUGUUGCGGGCUUCGCAGAAUUGCGACUUCUCCGCCGUACGACAAUUCCUCGGACCCGAGGGACCCCUGCUGCGUAUCGUGUACAGGCUGCUGGGCAACAAUGCCAUCAAAUUUGAGUUUCCAGUCAGCUGCCUUCCGAUUGCAACGCAGAAGUCGCUUCGUGAAGGAUCCGUUCCGCCGCUCUACGCGAACAAGGUCUAUCCCUACGGAUGCCAAGCGACGAUUGUCCAACUCAAUGCCUUUGAAUACUACAUGUUUAACUUCGCAUACCACAUUGUCAAUCCAGCACAGAGCAAGCAACACUCCUAUGAAAGAACAAACACGUCUGAUGCCCUGUAUUUCAUCCUCUUGGAAGAUUACCUCCGCUACUUUCUUCCCACGGACAGGGGUAGUUAUCCGACACUUCCGAGUCACUUCUGUGACUCUUCACCACCAUCCAGUCCUUUCUAUUCAAGCAACGACUCCUCCUAUGGUGCUCGGUCCGUGCUUGGGUCUUCGAGCGUGCUUAAUGCAUCGCCUCACGAACGGACUCCUCAGCGCAGAAGUCUGUUGAAGAAAAACAUCAACUUGAGCUUCUCGUCGCCAUGUGUCUCACCAAACGUGUGCGAUUACGGGAGCCCUCAGCGACCUUCGAGCGGAGAAUCUUGGUGCUCGGAGCUGUUCAUUGCAGUGCUGGUGGAGUUCUGGCUCGGGCGUCAUGCUGCAAAGGACCCUCCAACUUCAUUUGCUUCUGGGAUGGCAUCCUUGGAUAGCUACGACCCCAGCCACGACCACAUGAAGACCGUGCGCGUGCUCAUCAAGUACCUGCACUUCUUUGCAAAUCACGCACCAUCAGUUUCCUCCCAUCCUGGAUCAUUUUAUGCCUCUACUGCACAGUAUCCGCUGGACGAUCUUAGGAGUAAGGUGAUACCCCAGUUUGUUCGAAAGAAACUCUACGUUUUCUUGAAGCAGGCUUUGACGUCGUGGCCUUUGGAUGCUUCUUUCAGAUUGCCGCUGGAAACUUGGCUAAGUUUUAUCCAGCCGUGGAGGUAUGCAGCCUCGUUUGAAGAAAACCAUCAUGAGAAGGAUGAUCGGACAGCUGAUUCCAAAUGGCAACCUUUCAUACAGGAGAACUUGCUCUUCUACACCGGGCUUUUUAAUGUCCUUCUGCCGCGGUUCUUUCACAUGGAUCUCUCUAGUCGAAGGAAUUCUCUGGUACUCUACAGAGUCACAAAGGUAUUGUCACAAGCGCAGCUCGUCGACAUGGUGGUAGAAGUUGAGAGGAGCAUGGGAGGUCUCAACACGCUGGAACUUACGACUUCGCCGUCGAGCACCCUGCUCAGGAAAGCGGUGAGCGCAAGUACCGUGAAUGCCGUCCGGCAGCAAACAGCGGAGCUUGAGGAACCUGGCUACGUCUACAAGGCGAUGUUCAGUGAAGAAGUGCGAUUGAAGGUAAACGACCUCCUUAAGUUGAUAGCACAGGCCCAGAUGACAUUGGGACGGGAGCAAGCAUUGCACGAACCCAAAGCUCAAGGUUGGUGGGCCAGUGUGACGUCUCUGUUUGAUGGAAGGCAAGAAGACGAAGCUGCAGACUUGAAAAGGGGACUUCAGUACCUGCAGCUGGCCUCCAGGGAUCUUUGCCGUCUUUUCAAGCUUCAACCUCCAUCGGUAGCGCCUGCAGCUGCACCGGGUCGGACCUCCUUGUCCAUGGAGUCGCCACGUCCAACUUCGUCUGGGCUGUUAUCGAACCUGAGUUUGUUGGAACGCACAUUGGAGAAGAUGGGUCCACAAAAGCAUUUUGAAAUCCGGUAUCAAGGGAACCCGGAUACGCAGCCCAUACGAAGCUACGAGAUUGCAUUUUUGGUUCGGAUUCUGCAUCUUCUGUCUUCUUACAUCAACGAUAAGUACGCCAUCGAACUCCAGGCGGUCUACCACGGGGACGACCUGGUGAGCCACAUGGCAAGGCAAGUGCUCGAGCCACCCACGUCAUACACUAAGGUCAUCAAGACAGGUACAAUAGCCACGGCAGUUCGCGAGAGGCACCAGCUUCCAGCUCGACUCUGUCUUCGACCUUUGGCGAACCAGCAAGUCGUUGGCUAUUUGGGUGCCCUGCUCUUUCUGAGUUACAUUUUUGAUUUUGCGCCCCUGCUUUCACUGACAGUCCUGUUGCUCAUCUGGUUCGCAGUGAUACUGUUCCGUGCUCUCGUACGUAAAUACGUAAAAUACGGGUGCGGUACGCAGCUCAGCGCCAUCCCUUCUUAACCUACGUGAAGACGUACGGUAAGGUACGUUGGAGAAUUCGUGCACAAACUGUAAGCACACUGGUGGAUAGGAGCUGUUCUCGACAAUGUUUUUAUAAUUGUAUUAUAUCCAGGAGUGUAAUGCAAACGAAACAAAAUUGCAUAAUUGCAUGCAGUCUCUCUGCCUUGCAGCUUCAAGCAUUGUACAUAUAGAGCCGCGGUAUUUUUUAGAAACAAACUGCGUGGUUUUGCAAAAUAUGAGGAUGGCAGGACUGGGCAGCAUGUGUUGAACUGUUUAUUGUAUGUAGUAACAGACUUUUCUACAGACA
Ornithodoros turicata is the source of this 2866-nucleotide messenger RNA. RefSeq names its product sphingomyelin phosphodiesterase 4-like. The record is from RefSeq and is a predicted model, not a curated record. The transcript has 16 exons. Gene Ontology annotation, molecular function: sphingomyelin phosphodiesterase D activity. Gene Ontology annotation, biological process: sphingomyelin catabolic process; ceramide biosynthetic process; glycerophospholipid catabolic process. Lineage: Eukaryota; Metazoa; Arthropoda; Arachnida; Ixodida; Argasidae. The coding region runs from base 109 to 2559 and encodes 816 amino acids.